Molecule: messenger RNA, 501 nt
Organism: Laetiporus sulphureus 93-53
Lineage: Eukaryota; Fungi; Basidiomycota; Agaricomycetes; Polyporales; Laetiporaceae
Exons: 3
Biological process (GO): dephosphorylation
Molecular function (GO): phosphatase activity
Source: RefSeq, a predicted model, not a curated record
AUGUCUCCAUAUCAAUACGGAAGCUCAUCCAAGGCAGUCUCCCAGCCAAGCAUGAUAACGGAGUUUGACAUCCUAAAGGCAUCACACAAGUUUCUUAGGGAAGAGGAAGAAGAGGAUGUGCAUAAUCUCCCAUGGAACGAGAAGCUUGCGAAGAAGUACUAUUCGAACCUGUACCGUGAGUACGCGGUUUGCGAUCUGAAACACUACAAGUCGGGCAACUUCGCCCUUCGAUGGCGCACAGAAUCCGAAGUCAUCUCUGGUGCUGGUGAGACCACCUGUGGCAAUACGCGGUGCCCCCUGCACCAACAGCAUGUCAUCGACGAAGACAAGCCGUCACUGAAGACUGUCGAGCUUCCAUUUUCAUAUGUCGAGGGUGGCGAGAGCAAGUUCGCGCUUGUCAAGGUCGUGCUGUGCGAUAAGUGCCUGCAGAAGCUGAUGUGGAAGCGGACGAAAGAGAAGGAAAGGGAACGAGUGAAAAGGAGCGACCAGGAGCGGGAGAAA